Messenger RNA from Clonostachys rhizophaga, 831 nucleotides. Lineage: Eukaryota; Fungi; Ascomycota; Sordariomycetes; Hypocreales; Bionectriaceae. The record is from the annotation of a GenBank genome assembly.
AUGGCCCAGCAGCAAGGCGAAAAAGACCAUUGGAGUGCUGGUGACUACCAGCACAGUGCCUCAUUCGUGCCAAAACUCGCUGGGAAAGUAGUCACGUGGCUCGACCUCCAAAAAGACGAUGUUCUCUUGGACGUGGGCUGCGGUGAUGGAAUUCUGGAUGUCGAGUUCUCCAAGAUUUUGGCUCAAGGAACCGGAUCCCUUUAUGGCAUUGACAGCUCAGAGGCGAUGAUCAAGGCUGCCAAGGAACUGUGCAAGGAUACUACAAACACUACCUUUGAAGUUCUUGAUGCUACGAAUAUACCUUCCAACCCGACUUUGCAGAAAGGUACCUUUACCAAGGCAUUUUCUAAUGCUGCUCUGCACUGGAUUCUGCGCAAGGAAGAGACCAGACAGUCAGUAUUUGAAGCAGUAGCUGCAUCUCUCAAGCCCGGCGGUACCUUUUCUCUUGAAAUGGGCGGCCUGGGCAAUGUAGCUGAAAUGCGCACUGCUCUCCUUAUGACCGUUAGCCGCCGCGUCGGCAUGAAGGCAGCACUUGCUGCCGACCCGUGGUUCUUCCCAGAAGAGAAAUGGAUCACGGGUGUGCUUGAAAAGGCUGGCUUCAGAGUGGACAAGGUCGAGCGGGAGUGGCGACCAACGCAAGCUGACAAGGGUGGAGUGGAGGGAUGGGUCAGGCUGUUCGGAAGUCAAAUAUUGCACGCUGUCGAGGAUGAGAAGGAGAGGGAAGAAGUUGUCAAGGAGAUUGCAGAGACGUUGAGGGAAGUUUGCAGAAAUCCCGAUGGGGGAGAGAUGAUCAGCUAUGUAAGGCUGAGAGCGCUUGCUACGAAGCUGUAG